GGAACUGAGAGGUAGAGUGCUUAGACAGCUUAGACCACAGCGCAGCAAGCUCCCACCCCCCGUCAAGAAGCUUGAUCCAGAGAGCCGCUGGAUCCGGAGGUGAUCUCAGGAGGCCACAACUUCAGCACCUUUGCAGGAAGCACAUAAAACUGAAAAUGGCACGUUUUGGACGGCCAUCGCUUUCCCUGAUCCACACAGGGUUCCUGUUAGCGAUUGUUUUGUUACCAGAGUUUCUGGGGGCGGUUCCAGUGGAGCAGCACAAAGAGGAGGAAGUGACUGCAGUGUCUGGUGAUGUGAAAGCCGAGGCCAUGGCCAACCUGAAUAAACUUGUUCGUAACAGAAGGAACGUCCCCUUCUUUACUGUGCCCCAGUUCAAACGCCUGCCAGAUUUCUGGGGAUGGUACAAGUACUUCAUGGAUAGCCACAACCAGGAGGGAAUUGAGGAUCUGGAUCGUCUGUACAUGGCCUACCUGCAGAACAAGCACAGGUCAGAGGAGGGGCCCACCUUCAACCACUACCUCAAGCACCUCAGUGAAAUCUACAAGACCUGUGCCGAUUCUGAUGAUCCCGAGUGCAUCGCAGAGUCCACCAGCAAGCCAAAGGCUGCAUUGGUGAUGCCCGCCCCCAUCAAGUCUGCUGCCGUCAGGCUGUGCAACCCCUACAUCGACCCAUACUGCCUCUUCCCCGUCCUCCCCAAGGCUGCAGCCCAAGAGCCCGAGCCAGCUCCAGCCAAGGUACCAGCUCCCAUCCUCACCCCCCUGCUGCCCAUGCCCCUGAAGGGCCCCUCUGGCUUCUACUACUAUGCCCCCGUCCUGGAGCCCUUCCUGAGUGCUGAACAGAAGGCUGAGCUGCUGAGGAUCUGCAACUCUGAAGAUGUGGAGUGUCUGCAGUAUCACCUGAGAGCAGCUUAUGGCUACCGCCCAGCUCCUGGCCCAGCCCCAUCCUAUUCUGCCCUCAAAUGUGACCCCAAGGACCCCUACUGCAAGCCCCAUCUGGUCCAGAAGGCCCCAACCGGCUUCUACCACCUGCUCUACCCUAGCUGUGACCCAGCAGUUGAUCCUCUGUGUGUGACCAAUGUUGCUGCUCCAGCUCCCCUCUCUGAUGAGGAGCCUCCUAAGGAGCAACACUGCAACCCUCUGUUUGACGCUGGCUGCAACCCCCUGACUGCCACCAAGCUGUCCGGUCUCACCAAGCCCGUCCUGGAGUACGCACCCAAAGCUGAGCCUGCACUUCCAGCUGCUCCUCUGUCCUGCGAUCCUCGCUAUGACCCAUACUGCAUACUGGCAGCCGCCGCCGCCCUGCGCAAGGCCCCCCCACAGCUCCCCGAGCACCAGGUCCGCUACAAGCUCGGCAUCCUCGGCAAGACCAAGGAGGGCUACGACUGCUAUGUGCACUAUGACAAAGACUGCACCCCAGUGAGGUCUGGCACCGAGGCCAAGGCUGACAUCAAGGCUCCAGCCAAGCCCGCCUGCCAUCCAUUUGACCCCAACUGCAACAAAUUUGCAUCCCCGUCCGGCGUUGAGGCCCCAAAGCCCGGCAAGGAUGGCAUAAUCCUGCCUGACCCCGACUGUGACCCAGAGUUCGACUACAACUGCCGCCUUCGUCGCGCCGAGCCUGCUGCUGCUGAGGAGACCGCCACUGCUGAGGAGAAAGCUGCCGAUGAGCCCGCCAAGGAGGCGGUCCCACGCUUUGAAGACUUCCUCAAGAGCGUCAUGAGCCAGUACAAAUAGAUUCCAGAUAUAACAUACCGACAGAACCAACAACUUCUACUUUAUUAUAACGAAAAAUGGGGCUAACUCAGUAAAGUUUUCUGGACUUAAUGGACCACAGCCUUCUACCAUUAAUUACUUCAUUACAAAAUAAUUGAAUCAAUCGGCACAUAUUGCAGCUUUUACAUAAUGAAUCUGAUUUUCCCACACAAUCUGAAGGUUUCCUAAUUUUGGUCUGUUUUUAUAAAGGGGGAACAAUUAAAGAGGGCCAAGCAACUUAGAACAUGUGGAUUAAAUACUUUGUGUAUGUAUGUUUGUAGAAAAGAGUGUUAUGUAUAGAAGUGUGAUAGAGUAGGUGUAGUUUAUGUGUCAGCGGGUAAGAAUUUCUCUCUGUUGUACAUUCUCUGUUUCCAUUUGAGUUAUCCUGAGUGUAUUUAAUGUUGUUUUCCACAGUUUUCUGUAACUCUAAACCUCAUAGUGCUUCAUCUGUUUAGUUUUUAUGAAGUUCUAAAUAAAAGGGAU
Messenger RNA from Seriola aureovittata, 2231 nucleotides. RefSeq names its product actinodin2 (gene and2). The coding region runs from base 156 to 1730 and encodes 524 amino acids. The record is from RefSeq and is a predicted model, not a curated record. Lineage: Eukaryota; Metazoa; Chordata; Actinopteri; Carangiformes; Carangidae. The transcript is spliced from 6 exons.